AUGGAUUCCAGAAGUCACAACUCCUCUUCUAAGGGUCAAGAUCAACAACAUUCUCCCAUGGACUUGUUAUCUUCUGCGAAGAAUGCAACACAAUCUGCUAUUUCAAAUGCUGCGGGUAACAUUGCAAAUGCAGUUGGUGACAAGGUUGAUGAUUUUCUCCACCUUAAUGACUCAACUACUGCAUGGAACAAGUCCACCACCACCACCCAUUCUAGUAGCAAGCUUGAUAAUGAUAACCGCACUAGCAGUGGUUAUGGGAAAAUUGGUAAAUCAGAAAGUGAAUAUGGAGGAAGUGGACGUUCGAGUAGCCAUGACUAUAAGUCUGCUAGUGCGUAUGAUGAUGCAGGUCGUUCUAGUGGAGAUCGUUCUGGUUUAGGUUAUGGUGGUAAUGGUUAUUCUAGUGGUGGAUAUGGCGGGGACGGAAUUUCUAGUGGAGGAGGUCUUUCCGCUAGUGGUUACGGAGGUGAUGGAAUUUCUAGUGGUGGAGGUCGUUCUAACAGUGGUUAUGGUAAUGGAAUUUCUAGUGGUGGAGGUUAUUCAAACAGUGGUUAUGGUGGUGAUAGAAUUUCUAGUGGUGGAGGUCGUUCUAACAGUGGUUAUGGUGAUGAAAUUUCUAGUGGUGGAGGUCGUUCUGAAAGUAGGUAUGGUAGUGAUGGAAUUUCUGGGGGAAAUCGUACUAGUGGUGGUUAUGGUGGUGAUGGAUUUUCUAGUGGUGGAGGUCAUUUGAGCAGUGGUGAUGGAAUUUCAAGUGGUGGAGGUCGUCCGAGCAGUGGUUACGGUGGCAAUGGAAUUUCCAAUGGUGGAAGUCAUUUGAGCACUGGUGAUGGUAUUUCAAGUGGUGGAGGUCGUUCGAGUAGUGGUUAUGGUAAUGGAGGUCGUUCUAGUAGUGAUUAUGGUCACUCUGGUGGUGGCUAUAGUGGUGAUGGAAUAUCUAGUGAAAAAGAACGUUCCAGUGGUGGAUAUGAAGGUGAUGGAGGUCGUUCUGGUAGUAGAUAUGGUGACAAAGGUUGUUCUGGUAGUGGUUAUGGCGGUGAUGAUGACCAUCAUUCUGGUGAAAGAUCUUGGAAUGAGAGUUAUGGAAGUGGUGGAUAUGAAAAUGAUAGUCAUUCAAGAAGUGGAUAUACUUAUACAAAUUAA
Molecule: messenger RNA, 1137 nt
Organism: Vigna angularis (adzuki bean)
Lineage: Eukaryota; Viridiplantae; Streptophyta; Magnoliopsida; Fabales; Fabaceae
Product: glycine-rich cell wall structural protein 1.0
Exons: 1
Coding region: 1-1137 (378 amino acids)
Source: RefSeq, a predicted model, not a curated record